Molecule: messenger RNA, 8784 nt
Organism: Peromyscus californicus insignis
Lineage: Eukaryota; Metazoa; Chordata; Mammalia; Rodentia; Cricetidae
Gene: Amotl1
Product: angiomotin like 1
Exons: 13
Coding region: 421-3372 (983 amino acids)
Biological process (GO): angiogenesis; establishment of cell polarity involved in ameboidal cell migration; actin cytoskeleton organization
Cellular component (GO): bicellular tight junction; plasma membrane; cytoplasmic vesicle
Source: RefSeq, a predicted model, not a curated record
GGGGAUGCUUGCAGGCCAUGGGGCCGGUUGGGCGCAUGGAGCCCUUGUCGCAGCCUCUGCGCGUUCACGAGCCUCCGCGAUCUCGGAAAACUUGGGGCUUUCUCUGAGUUGAGGUGUCGGCGGCGCUGGGUCCUGAAGACCCAGCGAUGCGCCCCAGGGGCUGAGGGCAGAUGAUGGGGUCUCAGCCCCGCUGCCCGGGAACUGUGCAGUCCCAACCAGGAAAGUUGGUGCGCACCUGCGGGCUUCUGGAUGAGUGCUCCUAGGCCGAACCACUUCCCAAGUUUCUUCACAUUCACAUUCAGUGGAUGAGGCAGUCCGAAUUCUGCGUGGAUCAAGGUUUGCCAGUCUAAUCGCUGGAGAGAGACCCGCGCUUUUCUAACGGACCUGAGCUCUCUAGGAUGCCCGAUUUAUUGAACCUGCAUGGUUGCAGCGACUCAGUUUUGGUUUUCUGUUUUCCUUCUUCCCUCAGACAGUGAUUUUGUGGACACCACUCCAGCACCUUACAGCCCGGAGGAGUUAGCUCCUCCCCGUGCCGGCUACAACCCCAGCAGUCCUGUGCAGAUUCUAGAAGAGCCCGCCUACUUCUACCCAGACUUGCAGCUCUAUUCUGGGAGGCAUGAGGCAUCCGCUUUGACAGUGGAGGCAAGCGGAGGCCUGAGGGGGAAAAGCGUGGAGGACCCUCUCUCCAACUUCCACUCCCCAAACUUCCUGAGGACCCCAGAGGUGGAAAUGAGAGGUUCUGAGGAUGUGGCAGCUGGAACAGUGUUACAGCGGCUGAUCCAGGAACAACUGCGCUAUGGCACCCCAACUGAGAACAUGAACCUGCUGGCCAUUCAGCACCAGGCCACAGGGAGUGCAGGGCCAGCCCACGCUACCAACAACUUUUCUUCCACGGAAACCCUCACUCAAGAAGACCCACAAAUGGUCUUCCAGUCAGCCCGCCAGGAGCCGCAGGGUCAAGAGCACCAGGGGGACAAUUCGGUGAUGGAGAAGCAGGUCCGCUCCACUCAGCCUCAACAGAACAAUGAGGAGCUGCCCACAUAUGAGGAGGCCAAGGCCCAGUCUCAGUUCUUCAGGGGACAGCAGCAGCAGCAGCAACAGCAGCAGCAGCAACAGCAGCAGCAGCAGCAGGGACAGGGGCCCCUUGGCCACACGUACUACAUGGCCGGAGGUACCAGUCAGAAGUCCCGCACGGAGGGGAGGCCCACAGUCAACCGGGCCAACAGUGGACAAGCACACAAGGACGAGGCCCUGAAAGAGCUAAAGCAAGGCCAUGUCCGAUCCCUCAGCGAGAGGAUCAUGCAGCUGUCACUGGAGAGGAAUGGAGCUAAGCAACACCUCCCUAGCUCAGGAAAUGGAAAGGGCUUCAAAGCUGGAGCAGGGCCAUCCCCGGCCCCGCCGGCCUCGAAAGCACUGGACCCUCGUGGCCCUCCACCCGAAUACCCCUUCAAGAGCAAGCCAAUGAUGUCCCCAGUCAGCAAGAACCAAGAUCAUGGCCUUUACUACAGUGACCAGCACCCUGGAGUACUCCAUGAGAUGGUCAAACCUUACCCUGCACCUCAGCCUGCAAGAACAGAAGUGGCCGUCCUGAGGUAUCAGCCACCCCCAGAGUACGGGGUCACCAGCCGGCCAUGCCAGCUCCCCUUUCCAUCCACGGUGCAGCAGCAUAGUCCCAUGUCCUCUCAGACGUCCUCCAUCAGUGGGCCCCUGCACUCCGUCUCCCUGCCUCUUCCGCUUCCCAUGAGCCUGGCAGCUCCACAGCCUCCACCGGCCUCCCCCAGCCAGCAGCUUGGACCAGAUGCCUUUGCGAUUGUGGAGCGAGCCCAGCAAAUGGUGGAGAUCCUCACAGAGGAGAAUCGUGUGCUUCACCAGGAGCUUCAGGGCUGCUAUGACAACGCCGACAAGCUUCACAAGUUUGAAAAAGAGCUGCAGAGGAUUUCGGAAGCCUAUGAGAGCCUGGUCAAGUCCACCACCAAGCGUGAGUCUCUGGACAAGGCCAUGAGAAACAAGCUAGAAGGCGAGAUCCGGAGACUUCAUGACUUCAACAGAGAUCUCCGAGACCGACUGGAGACAGCCAACAGGCAGCUGUCCAGCAGAGACUAUGAUGAGCACGAGGACAAGGCUGCAGAGGACCAUUACAUGUCCCAGAACAAAGAAUUCUUGAAGGAAAAGGAAAAGUUGGAAAUGGAGUUGGCAGCAGUGCGGAACGCAAGCGAGGACCAUCGGAGGCAUAUUGAGAUCCUGGACCAGGCUUUGAGCAAUGCCCAGGCCAGAGUGAUCAAGCUGGAGGAAGAGUUACGAGAGAAGCAAGCCUAUGUGGAGAAGGUUGAGAAGCUGCAGCAGGCCCUGACCCAGCUGCAGUCUGCAUGUGAGAAGCGAGAGCAGAUGGAACGCAGGCUGCGGACCUGGCUGGAAAGGGAGCUGGAUGCUCUGAGGACACAGCAGAAACAUGGAAAUGGCCAGCCAGCCAGUCUCCCGGAAUAUAAUGCCCCUGCCCUCAUGGAACUCGUACGGGAGAAGGAGGAGCGGAUCCUAGCCUUGGAGGCCGACAUGACCAAGUGGGAGCAGAAAUACCUGGAAGAAAGCACCAUCCGGCACUUUGCCAUGAGUGCUGCUGCCGCUGCCACAGCUGAGAGGGACAGCACCAUCGUCAACCACUCGAGGAACGGCAGCUACGGUGAGAGCUCCCUGGAGGCCCACAUCUGGCCGGAGGAAGAGGAGGUGGUGCAGGCCAACAGGAGGUGUCAGGACAUGGAGUACACUAUUAAAAACCUCCAUGCCAAAAUCAUAGAGAAGGAUGCCAUGAUAAAGGUCCUUCAGCAGCGGUCCCGUAAGGACACUGGGAAGACAGACUCUUCCAGCCUGCGGCCCGCCCGCUCUGUCCCAUCCAUUGCAGCAACCACCGGGACACAUUCCCGCCAGACUUCACUUACCAGCAGCCAGCUGGCGGAAGAGAAGAAGGAAGAGAAGACCUGGAAGGGGAGUAUAGGAUUCCUGCUGGGGAAGGAGCAUCAGGGCCAGGCCUCUGGCCCUCUGCUGCCAACCACACCUGCCUCUGCACUGUCCCCUCCGGCUUCCGCCACGUCGGCGGGCAGCACCCAUGCCAAGACAGGCAGCAAGGACAGCAGCACCCAGACAGACAAGAGCACUGAGCUCUUCUGGCCCAGCAUGGCUUCCCUCCCCAGCCGCGGCAGGCUGAGCACCGCCCCUUCCAACAGCCCCAUCCUGAAACACCCAGCUGCCAAAGGGACCGUGGAGAAACCGGAGAGCUCUCCUGGCCAUGGGAAGUCGACAGACCACAGAAGCCGUGUCAGCAGCUCAUUGCACAAGCCCGAGUUCCCAGAUGGGGAGAUGAUGGAGGUGCUCAUCUAGCCCUCGUCCUGUGGAGCUUCACACCAGCAUGCUGACAAGAAAGAUGGCUGAAAGAAGAGAAGACCUAGAUGGUAGUAGCUGGGAAACCAGGACAGGUGUGGACACUUCAUGUUACCAAAGCAGCUGGCUCACAGGACUGCAGGAAGGGAGAAAAGAUGCAUGCAGACUUGGAAGCAGAGUUGAGAAGAAAUAGGAGUGAGAUUUUCCAUUGUAGAGAAAGUGUAUGUCAUGGGGCGGCUCCAUGCUUCCCCUAUUCUUGGCUUAUAGACAGAUGAAGAAGAGCUGGGCCUUCCUUGGAACCACCCCAUUCCCUUUGCCUCUUAGAAGGUUUGGUUUAAGAAGAAUCUGCUGGAAAUCCUGAAAACCCAUCUUGGCAUAAUGUAGUGUUUCUGUGUCAUCAUGGGGUUGCACGUGUGCAUGCUUGUGUGUGCGUGUGCGUGUGCGUGUGUGUGUGUGUGUGUGUGUGUGUGUGUGUGUGUGUGUGUGUGCCUGUCCUUUGAAGAUACAUCCAGGGUAAUGGGGAAUUCCACAGGCACCUACUCGGCUGUUUGGUUUGUGGGCUCAGUGUGAGGCUUUGCUUGUCUGAACAGGAUGGGAGUGUUGUGACCACGUCCUCACCCACCCUAACUCCUUGGAGCUUGUCUCUGCCUCUGCUCUAUUUCCUUACUUUACUUUGUCGUGUUUUUUUCUGUUUUCUGAGACAUAGCAGAUUUCCUUACACUUGGGACUUAGGAGACUGUCAUUUUUGCUGUGGUGUCCAGUGGGACAGAGCCUCAUGCUGGCACCCUGGCUGCCCCCACCCCUCACCUUUGCUUAGCUGAGCUGCAGCUGUUAAUUUCACGUGAGCCAGGAAACCUGGAUGGGGAGCAGGAGUCCAUGAGUCACUGACGUCACAUCAUGCCUCUAAUUUGGUUUUCACUCACAUCUACUCUCCUGCAAGAAGCCUGACAGUUAUGCCCCAUUGUCCUGCCAGGAAGACCUCAGUGUGAACAGGUGUGCAGGUUCCUGAUGGUGGUUUACACACAGCUCCCCAGGCAGCUGCCAAGAUCUCACCAGGCAUUCUGGGCCACUUUCUCAGAUUUGAGGCUUUCCAGUCUUCCCAUUGCUCUCCGCCGUCCCAUUCUGCCCUGGUUGCUGUUGGUGAGCACAAAGGCUUCCCUGAUCCCUUCUUUCCUGUGGCCUUGCUUUGUAAUCCAAGAUUGGUAGACACACGGCGUGGCCAGCAUCUCACAAGGGAUGCAGCUUACCUGAAGUGAGGCAGCCAUGUCAUGGAAAUGAGCCACCAUGAGCGAGGGGCAGGGCCCUGGGGCUGUGGCCACAGUAAAGUGUCCUGCACAUUGCUGUGGAUGCUGGCCUCCUGCAGGGCACAAGAAAAGCCUUCCAGGGCACAGAUGGCUGGCCCUUCAGGCUCCUGAACUUUCCCCAGCUCAGUAGGAUUUGUUUUCCAAGUCCCUUUCCUCAUCACAACUUUUCCCUCAAGGGAAGAAAGAAGAGCGCUAAGUCUGUGAUUUUUAAAGUCCCUCUUAAACGCAGCCCUGAAGAUGGAUCUGCUCGGGGAGCUCUGCUCGGGUCAUUUGUUCCAGGACUUGUCCCCAGGGGAAAACCUGAGUGAAAUUGUGACCUCCCCAGGUUGAGGUGGUGCAUGGAUUGUGAGAGAUGUAGCCUGGAGAUCAGAUCAGAUCAGAUCAGAGGAGAAGUGGUGUUGUCCAACACCUGAGCCAUCUGACAGGACAAAGGAGGUGGGACUGGCCUCCCCAAGUUCCACCUGGCAGUGGACACUGGCCUUGGAGCUCCCACCAGCCCCUUACCUCUUCUUGUCUCAUAUCUCUGGCAGCUUGAGUACCGGGCUUGCCCCGUGUCCUGUGGGGGAGGGGUGAGAAGACAGUGUAGGAGAUCUCGCCAGCUGCGAGGAGCUGGAGGAUGGGUGCAGGUUGGGGUGGGGACCAUUUUGGAUAGGGCAUGGAGUUUAGUUAAUGGCAACUAGCUCUCUUAAGAGCAUGUUGUCUCCAAUUAGUGUUGGGGACAAACUAGACAGGAGAGUGUAUAGAGGUGGGAAAUUCGUGAGGUCUUCCAGCCCUAUGCCAUGUCUGAGCCCCUCUGCCCAAACUUCGGUGGCAUGUCUCCCAGCAUAGGGGUGAAGCACUGCCCCAUUUACUCAAAGUCUAGUGUGAGUAUUCCAGACACACUGCACACUUGGGCAGAAGGUCCCUGCUCCAGCCCUCCCUCCUGCACCGUCAAUAUUUCAGUUGUCAAAACACAAAGGGGACGCGGACAGUUUGGGGGCUUUAACUACAUGUGUACUGUGGCUUUCGUCCAAGACUCCAUGUUGAGAAAAUGUCUAUGGCGUUAAGGCCAAGGCCCUUUGGACUUCCAUUAUGUAAUUCUCUUAGAAAAUACAGGACGAAGGAGCUUUAGCACUCAGCAGCCAUUCCGAGCUCUGGGCUGUCCACAGUAUCUGAUCUUGACACUGAGAACAACAGCACUACGUAGGUAUUUUAGUGCUGACGGCAUGCAGGACCAGAAAAAGUGCCCGUUAACUGGUUCAUAAAGCACCAGGGGAACAAGGCCAGGAACAAUCUCCUGAGCGCACACACAGAUGCCGAAACUGGACCCAAGAGGCUUACAGCCCGUCUCCAAGCUUCGAAGCCGAUGCUAAGACUCAGAAGAGCAGUCCACAGCCUUGAACGUGAUGCGCAGAGCUGUACCUGGGUGCUCUGUGGCCCCGUUUAUGAUACUUGUGUGCACACAGGGAAGCUGUCACACCUCUUGGGGCCUGAGAACAGGACUAAGCCCAAACCUAUAAGUACCAAACCCCGCCACCCUCAGGCGGGGACAGAAGUCUUCAUGUUCUGUUAAAAGCACAACGACAAAGCAGAUUUUUUUUUUUAAAAGAGCCCUUCCUCAUAGAGCAGAUGUCUAGUCUUCAGGCAUCCCAGGAGCAUUUGACCAUGGGAUCUGAGGCUCUUGUCUCAGGGUAAAGGGUGAAGGCCAUGGCGUUUAGUGAUAACUUGACCAGCAUCCUGCUUCAUCCUUGAGUGGGCCAUGUGGUGAUGUCUGCCUGCUUCCAGGUAUCAGGUGGAACAUGAGAAGUGUAGGUCAGGUCUCUGCCACUGGGUGGUUUCAUUAAGUAGAUGGUUCUGUAUGUAAGAACUCGUCCUGUCUGGAGGUUCACAGCACUAAGCUGCUGGGGAAAACACAUUAAUUUCCAAAGAAUUAAGAGUGUGUGCUGAGCACUUGACAUUGUUCUUUCUGCUUCCCAGAAGCUGUUGACCAGGAACUGUGGAGUGUCCAGCAUGUUCCCACUGUGCCUCCUGGGUGGGCUGCCCUGCUGUACCUCCAGCUUUUCUUAGGGGUAGGGACAAGGACUAGGGGACCAGUCUUGUUCAGUCCUGCAAAGGUCUCUCUUUGGAGCCCAUGUAGCUUGACGUUUCACUUUGAGUGGAUCAAGAAAGUUGUUCCAAGUGAGUUUCUGGCCUCAGAACAGAGAAGCCAGCGGUUCUACAAUCAGGAAAGCAGCUCUGGUGUCCCCUGCAGAGAGGCCAGAUACGUGUCCUGUUGACUGUCCCCUGCUUGGCCUCAGCACCUCACAUUAAAUGUAGUGGCUGAAGCUCCUCCUUCCAAGAGCUGAUGAGCUGGGUCCUCCUCUCCCUGCCACAGACUAGAGACUUUUACGAACUGUCAGAUAAGGCUGAAGUCCCGGAGACAGUAAGGUCACAGUGAUUUGUAAGGGGUUUCCAGGCAGGUCUCUCGUGUAGGCUGCGGAGAGCUGUGCUGAGUGGGAGGGUGCGUUCUCCAAGCACACAACCUCUUCCUUGUCUGCAUUGGAGUGCAAUGUUUCUCUGUGUUCUCCGGUGAUCGCACACCCCCUUUUAAGCAAAGGAGUCUUGUGGAUGUUGGAAACAAGAUCUGGCAAAUGUUCUUAAAUGGUGAAGCCAGAGAAAAACCAGGAACUUCCCCCAAAGUGGAGUCAGCCAGUCUCUAAGUAUGUAUGUUGGCUUUCUUAUACUCUUUCUAAUUGAUUACUGUGUUCUAAAUGUCCUUAGUUGGUGUGAGGGUUGUUUAAAGCAUUUGCUUGUGGGGCGGCUCCAUGGGAGAUAGGCUGUAUAGUAACAAACCUCAGAAGCCAGCCGGCUAGCAGUAUUUUUCCCUGUUAUCAGUAGCAUACCCUUUCUUGUUUAGUAAUUUAAUAGUAUAAUACAAUGUGUAUAUGUAAGUGCAUACAUAUGAGGUGGAAUUUCUUAAUAUCCAGAAACUCCUACUGUUUGCCAUGAGCUUUCUGCUUGGGAGGGCCGCAGGGCUCCCCAGGUAAAUCAGUUGUUGACUUCUCUAGCAGAAUGGCCUCCAGGGUCUGGCACGUUCCCCUGAUUCCCCGUGAGGUCAGAGGUCCUUGUUUUUUUAAAGUGGAUUUAAGUAUGAACACAGAGGGCAAUGAGUCAGAAUAAGAGUCCCAGGGCCAGCGAGAUGGCUCAGUGGAACAGGCAUUGCCUCCAAAGCCAAGAUCCCCAGGACUCACGUGGUAGGAGGAGGGAACCAGCUCCUGCAAAUGCUCCUCUGGCCUACACACACACACACACACACACACACACACACACAGUUUUUAGAAGACUAUCAAGACAUGUAGGAAGAGUUGUCAGUACAUGUGACCUUUGGGGCCUUGUUUUCAAGCCCGUUUCUCUUGCCAGCCCCCCUCCCCCCCGCAUAAGCUACAGACCUAAGUACACAUCCAUUAGUAUGAACACCCAGUAGUAGGUAUUCUGUAAAAUGGAGACAUACUUAAGUGCAUGUUAUUGUCGUGUGUGCUGUGACUGAGGUGUGUCCUCUGCCCUCCCUUCAAGGCAAUGCAUGUACAGCAGUUUCUAGGAUCAGCUUCUCUGUUUUAUCGCCUGUGGUCUGUUUACUCGUGACUUUGCCUGGGAGUCUGCUCUCACAUACACACCUGUGAGUAUUUAUUACAAAGCAGAGUGGGGACAGGCUUAUCCACAGUACUUGUAUUUGAAUGUUUUCUAGGAGGGACGGUGGCGCCUCCUCCUCAGUGAGGCACUGACAGAAUCUGUGUCAGACUCUGGAACAGUCAGCACAGGCGCCAGCAUCAGCCUGAGUGCCCUGGGGCCACUGUCCUUUCCGCUUGCCCUGUGUGUGUGUGUGGGGGGGUGGUGGUCGUGUGUCCCUGUGCUGGGGGCAUGUGCCGCGCUGCCCAGCACGCUCUGGUAUCCACAUGUAAUCUUUGGCAUCUUUGUGUCUGGACUGUAUUGAGAGGUGGUGUACAGAUCUGUACAGAUGGGUCCAUGUGCAGAGUGGACAAGUCCCCCCACAGUGGAUAUGGAUACUGUUGGUCAGCCAAAGAUUUUCCUGUUCUUUGCUGCUUAAACUUUGUGCCUUAAUAUUGUAAAUAAUAAAUGGGUAAAACAGCAA